This is a messenger RNA of Vicia villosa (hairy vetch), 934 nucleotides long. RefSeq names its product mitochondrial import inner membrane translocase subunit TIM17-2-like. Lineage: Eukaryota; Viridiplantae; Streptophyta; Magnoliopsida; Fabales; Fabaceae. Bases 99 to 710 code for a protein of 203 amino acids. Gene Ontology annotation, cellular component: mitochondrial inner membrane; TIM23 mitochondrial import inner membrane translocase complex. The record is from RefSeq and is a predicted model, not a curated record. Gene Ontology annotation, molecular function: transmembrane protein transporter activity. Gene Ontology annotation, biological process: protein import into mitochondrial matrix. The transcript has a single exon.
UAUUAGCAUUACCACGAACUCCUUCUAGACAAAGAGAGAUUUUGUUUUCUCUUCUCAGAACAAAACCCUAACCGCCGAACGACACCGUUUUGAUCAAAAUGGGAACACCGGAAACUUCACGAGAGCCCUGUCCCGAUCGCAUCCUCGACGACAUCGGCGGAGCCUUCGGAAUGGGCGCCGUCGGCGGCUCCGCCUUCCACUUCCUCAAAGGUCUAUACAAUUCCCCCAAAGGCGAUCGAUUAAUCGGCGCAACACAAGCCGUUCGUCUCAACGCUCCGAGAAUCGGCGGUAGUUUCGCCGUUUGGGGUGGUCUUUUCUCCUCUUUUGACUGUACUAUGGUUUACGUUCGUCAGAAAGAAGAUCCAUGGAAUUCGAUCGUUGCCGGUGCUGCUACCGGUGGUUUUCUCGCCAUGCGUCAAGGUUUCGCUGCUUCCGCUAGAUCCGCUGCGUUCGGCGGCGUUCUUCUCGCGCUUAUCGAAGGCGCGGGGAUCGCGCUUAAUAAGUUUCUUAGUGCUCAGCAGCCUAUGCCGAUUAUGAUGGAUGAGAUGCCGCCGCAGACGCCGGAGAAUUCGGAUUCGAAUAAGUCGUCGUGGUUCGGUGGAAUGUUCGGCGGAGCGAAGGAGGAAGAGAAGAAUGCUAGUGGAGGAAGUGAUGUGAAGAUUCUUGAGAGUUUUGAUGCUCCUCCUGUGCCGAAUUUCGAAUACAAGUGAAUUAGGGUUUGGUUUUGGCCUCUGAGGUAGUGAUUUUUGUUAUGUUUGGAAUUUAAAUUGAAUUUGGAAAAUUAGGGGUUUGUUUUGAACCUCCAAUUGGUGAUUGAUUGAAUAUCUAUCAUAUACGUUAAAUUAGUUAUCUUGUUAGUUCUUGUUUUGAAAUCAACUAUAAUAAUAUGUAACAAGUGUAGUGGUAGAUUUUAAUUACAAUGAUUUAUUUUCAA